Messenger RNA from Calliphora vicina (urban bluebottle blowfly), 712 nucleotides. RefSeq lists its product as uncharacterized. The record is from RefSeq and is a predicted model, not a curated record. NCBI's taxonomy places the organism in Eukaryota, Metazoa, Arthropoda, Insecta, Diptera, Calliphoridae. Bases 1 to 540 code for a protein of 179 amino acids. The transcript is spliced from 4 exons.
AUGAAUUCAGUGUGCCGUGUUACGAAAUUAUUUGUUUAUUUAAGUUUUUUAGUGGCUAUCUGCCAAACACAGCCAGUGGUCAAUAGUGAUGGCUCCUACCAUGCAGAAACUUCUGAACCAGCUUUGGCCCAUCAAUCGGAAUUAUCCGAUGAUCUAGCUUUACAUUCUCAGGCGGAAAUUUCAUCUGAUUCCGGUUUUAGGAUUUCAUUAUUUAAAGCUGCCGAAAAAACCCGAGAAUCUGUCAAUUUAGAAACUGAAGGAGUACCAUCGAAAGUUUUAAGUCUCUACGAUAAAAGUCAAAAGAAAUUUUUAGAUAAAACACAGCCCCUUCCCAUUUUGGAUACCAUUAGCGAACAUGAGAAAUAUGGCAAUAAUGGCGAUAUGUUUGAUGGCAUAUCCCGCAGUCUGGUGAAUGGUUAUGAGGCCUUCUCCAAUCUUUUAAAUACUUUAAUACAGAAACCCAAAGAAAUUGCUCGUUCCAUCUCGAAAGGCAUUACUGCACAACUGGAUGUUAUAGGUGGCAAAAUAGUGGGGCUGUAGUAGUGAUAUUUAGUGUUUGGUUUUUAUUAAAUAUUGACUUUAUUAGCAAACAUUUGUUUUCAUUUACAUUUGCCAUUUCGUAAAACACAUUCUGUAUUAGUUUUAAGUGUUUAUUAAAUAAAUAAGUUAAUCGUUAUGAUUUUAAUUUUUGUAUAUUAUAAUAUAAAAUUUA